AUGCGGUCACUAGCUGAAGCAAGAGAGUCAUGGCAAAGUCUGCGAAAACACGAAACAGUAGUCGACCUCAAGGAAGCUAUUCGCAGCGAGAAUGAGCCCGACUCACUGACCAAGUCCAGAUCGCUAUUGUGGAAGAUCUUUCUCUUGUUCGAGGGAUUCGAUCAUUCAGAAUGGCUCCAGCGAUCAGCAGAUUCUCGGUCGGCAUAUGCUUCUGUGCGCUCUCAUCUAUUGCGAGGACUUGAACACCCAGAAGAAGUCUUGGGUUCGAAUCUAGAUCCACUGAGUGAAGAUUCCGAGACCAUGUUAUUGGACGUCUUGUUUGUGUUUUGCAAGUUGAAUCCAGAUGUUGGAUACAGACAAGGCAUGCACGAACUGCUAGCUCCUAUUCUCUGGGUCGUCGAAAAGGACGCAGUGUCAAGCAAAGCUACAGAUGAUUCUAGCGCAGAGGACAAGAUGUUGUGUCAUGUCUUUGAUUCUGACUUUGUCGAGCAUGAUACCUUUACUCUGUUUGGUAUCGUCAUGCAAGGAGCAAAGUCUUUUUAUGAGCAAGCUGCACAUGCUGCGCCCUCGAAGCUANCCGCCUCACCAGCAAAGCCUGCAGCAACACUAGAGAACCCAAUUCUUACACGCNGCUGGAUUCGACUGUUAUUCGGUCGAGAGUUCGGAUUUGAUGAUGUCUUGAGCAUGUGGGAUGCCAUCUUUGCUGACGACCCUAGCCUUGAGAUUGUAGAUCUUGUUUGCUUGAACAUGCUUCUGAGAUUACACUGGGAACGANAGAUCCGAACGCAGAUGCCCGCACGAGCAUCAAGCAAUUUCGAAGACAUGCUGCAGGGAGCAGCUAAAGGCGUACUGCAGAGAAGCGAGAAGUGGGGCAUUAACAAGGCCUUCCGCGAUGCAAUGGACGAAAUGCUCAAGAAAGCCAUUGACGAUCUUUGGACAUAUCAUGAGACUGCUGUAGGAGGCAAAGCUUCAGAAGAAGACUCGUUAAAGAGCUUGAGUAUGGCGAUUGCAAAAGUGCAGUUCAUACAAGUCUAUCUCGAGGAUGCUUCUGUGCCACUAACUGUAGAAGAAGAUGCUACCGAGACAAGCAAAGAAGAAGCUAUCGAGGUGACAGAAGUUCCACCACAGGUCAAAGAACCUGCAAGUGCUCAAAUUGACAGCAAACCUGCCGCUCAAGACACGCAAGAGUCAACAGACACAAAAGCAGUCGAAGAAGCUCCUACAGAAUCUGCCGAUGCCCCAAAGCAAGAAACCGAAAAUCCAGCUCCAGCAAAGAUUACAAAAACAUCCGACAUUCCACUCGACUUCCACACACCAAGGCCCACACUAGCACAGUCGUCGUUUUCAUGGAUGCUAGGACAAUCUCCAGAGACAAACGCCAGCAGCUUUGCUCAAGCAAAAGGACUUGCACCUUCAGAUAUACGACGCCGAAGCAAGGGUUUCUUGUUUGGAGAUGACGAUGACGCUAGAGCUGGGAGUCCUGAGAAANAGAAAGACAGCAAGAGAGGCAAAGAUAGGAAGAAGCAGGUGAAGAAGGAGGUGCUCUUUGAGCAGGAGCCGGUCGAGGAAGAGUUCGAUCUUGGUGCUUUGGAAGAGGAGAAGAAGGCAGGAAAGGAGAGAGAAAAAACAGAAGCCAAUAAUAUCAAGAGCAAGUAA
Molecule: messenger RNA, 1656 nt
Organism: Aureobasidium musti
Lineage: Eukaryota; Fungi; Ascomycota; Dothideomycetes; Dothideales; Saccotheciaceae
Source: the annotation of a GenBank genome assembly